AGUCACAACGAACUGGUAAUUUCGCAUCAAACGCCAACUUGAUGGAAAUUUCUAUAGACGUUCUCAUUUUCAUUUUUUACACAUUUUUGAUUCUUUAUUUGCAACACUUUGUCAACAGAUACGCGGAGUUUGUGCGCAUGUUCGAGUAAGCAUGCUGGGACUGCAAUCCUACGCCAGCUCCUCCGACUCCGACGCCUCGGACAACGAGCAAAACCCAAAUGCGGAGCAAACUUUGCAUCUGCAGCCGCUGGACAAAACCCAUUCGUUGUCCAAAUCCCUGGCGAUUGUUGCGGCGCCCGAUGUAGUGCCGAUGGGCGCCGCAGCCGUUGAGCGAUCACUCGACCCAACGCUCAAGGAAGUCGCCUACAAUCCACGCUACGAAGAGAUGUACGCACCCGUCCUAGGACCGGAGCAUCCCAAUCUGACGAUGCAGCAGCGGGCGCCGAGAAACACCCUCGCCGGCUAUGUGGAGAAGGCGCACAUCAAUGCCUUCGAGUUUGAGAAUCAACGUCGCACAUUUCACACCUACGGAUAUGCCCUGGAUCCCACUGUGGAUGCUACAGCCGAUGGGCAAUCUUAUGUGGGUGAUCUCCAGUCCGCCUACGAUGACAAUGGGAAAACGGUUUUCGAGGCGCCCAAGCCGAAGAAAUUGCGCAAGCAGGAUAAAAACGAUAAUCCCGAGGAUGUGGAGGGCUUCCUCGGACCAUGGGGCAGAUUCGAAAACGAGAUAACCGUCGCCAAGCCAAAUGAACAGGAACGCGCCGAGCUGGAUGAGCUGCUCUCCAAGCGACACAAGCGCGGACGCAUUCCCGAGGAUAAGCCACUGGAGGAAAAAUCCACUUUGCACAUCAAGGAUGCCUACGAUUAUCAGGGCCGAUCUUAUUUGCAUGCUCCGCACGAUCUGGGCGUGAAUUUGCGCUCGAAUGCGCCGCCACCAAAGUGUUUUCUGCCCAAGGCGCACAUACACACGUGGACGGGUCACAACAAGGGCAUCUCCUCGAUACGCUGGUUUCCUAAGACGGCACAUCUGCUGCUCUCCGGCUCGAUGGAUUGCCGUGUUAAGCUGUGGGAGGUUUAUGGCGAUCGGCGCUGUGUGCGCACCUUCUCUGGCCAUCGGCAGGCCAUCAAGGAUAUUGCGUGGAACAAUAAGGGAACACAUUUUCUCUCCGCCUCCUAUGAUCGCUACAUAAAACUGUGGGAUGCGGAGACGGGCGAUGUUGUCUCUCGGUUCACCACUCGCAAAAUGCCCUUCUGCGUCAAGUUCCAUCCGGAUAACAGCAAGCAGCAUCUCUUUGUCGCCGGCACCUCCGACAAGAAGAUCAUUUGUUGGGACACUCGCAGUGGAGAUAUUGUACAGGAAUAUGAUCGUCAUUUGGGUUCAGUUAGCACCAUCACUUUUGUGGAUGACAAUCGGAGAUUUGUGACGACUUCGGAUGACAAAUCGAUGCGCAUCUGGGAGUGGGACAUACCCGUCGAUAUGAAGUACAUUGCGGAUCCAACGAUGCAUUCCAUGCCGGCCGUUACUCUGGCACCCAAUGGCAAGUGGAUGGCCUGCCAGUCGCUGGACAACAAAAUCGUCAUAUUCUCCGCCCUCAAUCGUUUCAAGAUGAACCGCAAGAAGACCUUCACCGGGCACAUGGUCUCCGGCUAUGCCUGCCAGCUGGAUUUCUCGCCGGACAUGAGUUACCUGGUGUCGGGCGAUGGCGAUGGCAAGUGCUACAUUUGGGACUGGAAGACGACGAAAAUGUACAAGAAGUGGCAGGCGCACGAGGGCGUUUGCAUCAGUGCCCUAUGGCAUCCACAUGAGGCCAGUAAACUGGUCACCGCCGGCUGGGAUGGCCAGAUUAAAUAUUGGGAUUGAGAAUGCCUACCAAAAUAGAGAUAUAUUGAUAUAUUAGGUUUUUAAGCAGUACAUGUACGAUGUAGUGUAAUCAAUUGACGAGCAACAACAACAAGAACGUUUAAUCCUUUACUCCUUUCUACAACAUA
Messenger RNA from Drosophila grimshawi, 1989 nucleotides. Its product is annotated as pre-mRNA-processing factor 17. The record is from RefSeq and is a predicted model, not a curated record. Lineage: Eukaryota; Metazoa; Arthropoda; Insecta; Diptera; Drosophilidae. The transcript is spliced from 3 exons. Gene Ontology annotation, cellular component: catalytic step 2 spliceosome. Gene Ontology annotation, biological process: mRNA splicing, via spliceosome. Gene Ontology annotation, molecular function: protein binding; mRNA binding. Bases 152 to 1861 code for a protein of 569 amino acids.